Babesia ovata is the source of this 537-nucleotide messenger RNA. RefSeq lists its product as uncharacterized. The record is from RefSeq and is a predicted model, not a curated record. Lineage: Eukaryota; Apicomplexa; Aconoidasida; Piroplasmida; Babesiidae. The transcript has a single exon. Bases 1 to 537 code for a protein of 178 amino acids.
AUGGAGCGAGUGAAAAAUCAUCUGUUUGUUUUGGAAAGAGAAUGUAACUCUGGUGGCAGGUGGCGCCAUAAUAGUAUUCGUUUGUAUGAUCAUACAAAUGGCAGGAAAACUGAGAACCCGCUUGGCACAUGGCUGAGGGACCACGGCUUCCGAGUGCCGUCCGAGGAGGGAAAGCAAGAUGGCGAAUUGCGGAAUAACCUUGGCUUCACCGGGCAUAAAAUGAAAACUACACUGCUUGACCACAAUAUUCCCGGCGCUUCUCAGGUUCGAUCCCUACUUGACUGGGUGACUGAGGAGAGGAAAAAUGCUUCUCCGGGCAGCAAAAAGAGUGCCACAGGAAUCGAUGUCUUCGACAUUGCCCACUGCCUCCGCGACCUUUUCAGGAAAUACUAUGAAGUAUGUCACCAUGAGCAUAUCGAUUUGCCUAGGGCAUCAAGUAACAUCUACGAUAUGCUUCAGUGGCUUGGUGGCCUGCGGUGGAAUCCGAUGUACAGCACACUGAAGGGGCACCUUAGGACAUUGUUCCCAAGCCCUUAA